Molecule: messenger RNA, 1574 nt
Organism: Thermothelomyces thermophilus ATCC 42464
Lineage: Eukaryota; Fungi; Ascomycota; Sordariomycetes; Sordariales; Chaetomiaceae
Exons: 2
Coding region: 126-1289 (387 amino acids)
Molecular function (GO): protein binding
Source: RefSeq, a predicted model, not a curated record
CAAAAAUUUGCAGGCGGCCUUUGUUCUUCUUAAUUUCCUGAAUUUUAUCUUUUUCCAGAUAAGAGAAGGGACCGACAACAGAACUUUUCUCCGGCGGUGCCUCCAAGAACGUUCAGACAAUUGCAAUGGCCCCGUCAGAAGCAGAAGCCAGUCAAGCGGCCGAGCAACCAGCCUCUCGCUCGCGCUCGCGGGCGUCUUCGGUCGGCGCUCAGUAUCGAGAAGGCGAGUACGAUACGAUCGAGGACGUCCGUACCACGUCUCUCUAUUCCGCCUUGUCCGGUCUUCUCACUUCCGGCAAGUUCUCUGACAUGAUCGUUCGCUGCGGCGGUCGCGAGUUUAAGGCUCACCGCGCCAUUGUUUGCCCGCAGUCUUCCUUCUUUGACAGGGCCAUUACGGACGGGUUCUCAGAGAGUACAACAGGUGUCGUGGAGCUGCCCGACGACGAUCCAAACGUCCUCGAGCGUUUCCUACAGUUUCUCUAUACCGGAAACUACGAGGACGAAACCAUCUUGGACUGGCAUAAACCAGCCGAGGUCAGCAUGAUGACACCCGAGGAAGUUGCUGAACUGUUGGCGGAGGUUCCUGGGGUUAGUGUCACCGCCCCCGCUGCUGAGCAGCCCCUCAAUGAUGCAGCCUCGAGCUCUUCGGCGGCAGCGCCCCCGGAAACCGCAGGUGCCGCGGACACGGCCAAUCCUCCUCCACCUGGCGGGAACAACGAUGAUGAUAGUGACACCGAAGACGGAAGCUACCGGUCACGACUGUCCAACGGUGAGCCCGGCGAACCGGAGGAACCCGCGGAGGAAUACAACGAGUUCGACGCGGAAGACCCCGAGGAAGACUCCUCCACGGAUGACCACCGGAGCAAAGAUCAGAUCAACCGACGACAUUCUCAGCUUCUCCGAGAACUAGGGGAUUCGUUCGCGGCCGAAAGGCAGCUCUUGAACGAGUUGCGGACCCGGCAAAGCCUCUUCCUACCGCUGCGGCUGUACGUCAUGGCCGACAAGUUCGACGUGCCCGCCCUCAAGCUGCUGGCCCGAGACCGCUUCUACCGCGCCGCCGAGCUGGCGUGGAGGGAAGUCGAGUGCUUCCCGGACGUCGUGGACGAGCUCUACACGACCACGCCCGCGUCCGAUCUGGCCAUGCGCGAGAUUGUCUGUCGCCUGGUCGGAUGUAGCAUCAAGGACGAUGAGCAGAGGGAGAGGAUGGCGCCCGUAAUGCGGAAGCACGGAGACUUUGCCGUCGGCGUCCUCAACUAUUUCAUCGAGUCUGAGCGGCACAUCUGGACCUGAUCUUUCGAGCCCUCCUGUCGCCUGGCUUCUCGCCUGGCUUCUCGCUCGGAAAUGGAGGGAUGGCAGUGGCGCUCAUCUUCUUCUUAAGUAUUAGAUCUCGAAUAUUAGUUCGGAUAUCAGCUCUCUAUUAUUAGUUGCUAUCUAUACGUACAUAUAAAUCUCCUUAACAAGUAAACUCCGCAAGACAGACCAGGCCGUCAAGGCAUGGCAAUUGCGGUUUCACCGUCGCAACACGGGGGAGAUCUCGGUUUUCUGCUGGGUGAGCAGCGCCAGCCGCCACGGCAG